Trematomus bernacchii (emerald rockcod) is the source of this 1512-nucleotide messenger RNA. It is a transcript of the gene ptges3a, whose product is annotated as prostaglandin E synthase 3a (cytosolic). The transcript is spliced from 8 exons. Gene Ontology annotation, cellular component: cytosol; nucleus. Gene Ontology annotation, biological process: chaperone-mediated protein complex assembly; telomerase holoenzyme complex assembly; prostaglandin biosynthetic process. Gene Ontology annotation, molecular function: Hsp90 protein binding; prostaglandin-E synthase activity; protein-folding chaperone binding. NCBI's taxonomy places the organism in Eukaryota, Metazoa, Chordata, Actinopteri, Perciformes, Nototheniidae. The coding region runs from base 130 to 609 and encodes 159 amino acids. The record is from RefSeq and is a predicted model, not a curated record.
UCAAACUGCGGUUUGAACGUUAGAGUUAACUGUUUCGGUUUCAUUUAUAAUUUUACGUGGCUCCACAGCUAGUUACAUUAUAAUAUACUGCGGUCCGACGAGGAAGAUAAAUUGCUAAAAACAGUGGAGAUGCAGCCUGCAGCAGCCAAGUGGUAUGACAGACGUGACUCUGUGUUUGUAGACUUCUGCGUAGAGGACAGUAAAGAUGUAAAAAUACAUUUCAAAAAGUCCAAAUUUGAAUUCAACUGUGUCAGUGGAACAGAUAAUAUCAAACUACAGAACUCAGUGGACCUGUUCGGGGAGAUUGACCCCAAAGAGUCUAAAUACAGGCGCACUGACAGGUCUGUGUUGUGUUGUUUACGAAAAGUGGAGGCUGGGAAAUCAUGGCCACGUCUUACAAAAGAAAAGUCAAAGUGCAACUGGCUGAGUGUGGACUUCAAUAAUUGGAAAGACUGGGAGGAGGACUCAGACGUGGACUUGUCAAGUUUUGACAAAUUCUCAGAGAUGAUGAACACAAUGGGAGGAGAUAAUAUACCUGAUUUAGAUGGUGCAGAAGAAGAGCAUGAAUCUGCAGACAGCGACGAUGAAAAAAUGCCUGACCUUGAGUAGAAGAAUAUGGCUGCCACCUCAGUAGCUAUCAAAGCAAGUUUAAAGUCUGUUGAAGAGAGAGAGACUAUAAGUUGGCAGCCAUGUUGGAGAAGGGACCUCCUCUCUUAACGCAGUUUCCAAAGUGAAGCCCCUCCAGGUAGAGAUGGUUGGAUUCUGACAUGCACAGGAGUCCAUGGUGACAUUCAGUGCUGUGCUUUGCUGUUAUUUUCUGCAUGGACAAUUCUGUUCAAAUGACAUUGUUAUUGUUCUUAAAUGACUGUAAUGGGAUGUGCUGAUGUCUUACACUUUCUCUCUCUGUUUAUUAGCGUGGGGCUGUGAAUUGUGAUUUGUAAUGAAGAAAAAGAAAAAAUACCUAUUUUCCAAAACCUAGAUUUUUUUAAUGAUAGAAUCCCCCUUGUAAUGUUUGAUUUGUAAAAUGCACUUAUUUUAUUUGUUAAUUUAAGAAGCAGGAGUUCCGCUUCAAAUGGGUUUACAAAUGUAUGCCAAUAUUUAACAAUUUUAUUUUAAAACAUAUUCAGAAUAUAUAAAAAAAACAUGUUGGUGCAACUAAAAGCUUGUGUUGAGAUUAUAAUAGUAGAGUGGUGCAUUUUCGCAAAUGAUCAAAUCUUUGCUAAGAGUUUACUAUGCCAGUGUAAGUACAUUGCACAUUGUAGCUGAUACAAUAUUAACUUUCUUCCAUAUGCAUACUGAGGUGAGGGCAGAAAUCCUAUGUAGUCUACCAAGAGUUUCCCAAUUACUUUAUUAAUUGUUUGUGUUUAUCAGAUACACUAGAUCUUUGCUUUGGAGGCUUGUGUGUUUGAUUGAAAACGUGCUGAACAUUUGCGUUUGUAUUGCUUUUAGGCUUGGGAGUUUUGGUAUCCAUUUCUAAUAAACCGUUUCAGAUUGUUGAACACAAAGCCUUAA